AUGGCGAUCGAAGAACUCAUCUCAGACCCUACGCUACAGCCGCUUCUGGAAACGUCACGAACAACACUCAGCCAAACUCUGGCUGUUCUCUCAUGGCUGGAGGAAACCGCGGCCACCGCGAGCCCUAUUCUGGAACAAAAGCUCGAUCUGUCCGAACAACAGAAGAUCCUCUACGCAUACGUCGCUAAACUUCGUGGUCAACAUCGUCAAGCGGCGUUUGGAGCCAGGGCGACCAAACAGGAGACAGCAGAAGCGAGGCAGGAGGUCGACCGACUGUUACUACAGCUACAAAACCUCUACUACGAGCAAAGACACCUCAUGGGGGAGAUCGGAGCCUGCGAAGGCUAUGAUCAUGCAUACACACAUCUGCCACUUCUCUCACUCGAUGAAUAUCUUGCGUUGUUCCCCGACCAGGCAGGGCUUUCAGAGCAAGAGCUCAUGCCACUGAGGAUUGAGCAUGAGAAGCUCGAACGCGAAAAGAUGGAACAGCAACGGUUGGAGCUUGUCAAAAUCAAAGAUGCCUUGGUAAAGGAGAACACUCGAAAGAAAGAUGAGCUUAAGAAGAUGGAUGAGAAACUCGAGGCUAUAGUUGACGGUUUCACCAGCUUACAAGAAGCCUUGCAGAAGGAUUUAUGA
Molecule: messenger RNA, 636 nt
Organism: Exophiala xenobiotica
Lineage: Eukaryota; Fungi; Ascomycota; Eurotiomycetes; Chaetothyriales; Herpotrichiellaceae
Exons: 2
Coding region: 1-636 (211 amino acids)
Biological process (GO): mRNA export from nucleus; positive regulation of DNA-templated transcription, elongation
Cellular component (GO): THO complex part of transcription export complex
Molecular function (GO): mRNA binding
Source: RefSeq, a predicted model, not a curated record